CGUUACUGCUGUUGUUCCUGGGGAGGACAAGAAUAUAAAACAUCGACCUCGAGACGCUUCUUCAGACGAAUGCUGUCUCCCUUUCCCCUUCCCUCUCUCGAUCAGCAGCCUGUUUUUUCCUCUACGGCCAACAGCUCAGGUCCUCCCCUUUACCCGGUCCGGCCCGUCUGUCAAUUGCUGUCAAAGACUCGUUAACUCGUGUCUUUCGUUCUAAACAAACCACACAACUCCUCCCCCCCUUCUCUCUCUCUCUCUCUCUCCUACACGGGAGACUUCCUUCGUUACCAUGAGUAACGCCGGAGGCCUCAACGACGACGUGCUGGCCAAGGCCCACGUCGCCUCGGCCACCGUCCAGGGCACGGGAGCCGAGACCCGCGGCUCCUUCGACGUGACGGCCGCCGCCGCCGCCCCCGCCGUCGACGACAACUACUACGACUCCAAGUCGGACGACGACUACGAGGACAAGCCGACCGAGGAGGAGCUCAACACGCUCCGCCGUGUCUCGGGCCCGAUCCACUGGGGCAUCUACACCAUCGCCUUCGCCGAGCUCUGCGAGCGCUUCUCCUACUAUGGCUCUUCCGUCCUCUACACCAACUUCGUCAUGCGCCCUCUGCCGCCCGGCUCCAAGACCGGUGCCACCUACGGCGCCGAUAUCCCUGCCGGUGCGCUCGGCAUGGGCCAGAAGGCCUCCCAGGGUGUUUCUCUGGUGAACCAGUUCUGGGCCUACCUCGUCCCCCUCUUCGGUGGUUGGUUGGCCGACGCGAAGCUUGGCCGUUACAAGGUCAUCCACAUCGCCAUCGCCGUCUCGACCAUCGCCCACAUCAUCCUCGUCAUCUCGGCCGCGCCUGGCGUCCUCUCCCAGGGCAGGGUCGCCUUCGCCCCCUUCUUCAUCGGUCUCUUCACGCUCUGCUGCGGCACCGGCCUCUUCAAGGCCAACAUCUCCCCGCUGCUGGCCGAGCAGAACAAGGACACGCGCAUGCGCGUCGAGGUCCAGAAGGGCGAGCGCGUCAUCGUCGACCCGUCCGUCACCAACACGCGCAUCUUCCUGUGGUUCUACUUCGCCAUCAACACGGGCGCCGUCGGCGGCCAGAUCUCCAUGGUCUUCGUCGAGAAGUACCACAGCUUCUGGCUCGCCUUCUUGCUGCCCACCAUCCUCUUCCUCAUCUGCCCCUUUGUGCUCUACUUCAACAAGAAGAACUACCACCUCACCCCUCCCACCGGCUCCGUCCUCGAGAAGUUCUUCCGCAUGUCCAGCUUCGCCGCCAAGCGCUCCGGCGGCUACACCAAGCUCAACUGGGAGAACGCCAAGCCCAGCAACAUCCCCGUCGCCGAGCGCCCCGGCUGGUUGACCUACGACGACGCCUGGGUUGACGAAGUCCGCCGCGGUCUCAUGGCCUGCAAGGUCUUCCUCUUCCUGCCCAUCUUCUUCCUCGCCUACAACCAGAUGACCAACAACCUGACCUCCCAGGCUGGUUCCAUGGUCCUCGGCGGCGCCCCCAACGACGUCAUCCAGAACCUCAACCCGCUGUCCAUCAUCAUCAUGAUCCCCAUCCUCGACCACUUGAUCUACCCGGGCUUCCGCAAGAUGGGCUUCAACUUCACCCCCAUCAAGCGCAUGACCACCGGUUUCUUCUUCGCCGCCUCCGCCAUGGUCGCCGCCGCCGUCAUGCAGCACUACAUCUACCAGAUGUCUCCCUGCGGCGACCACGCCACCAUUUGCGAGGAGGGACCUGCCCCGAUCAACGUCUGGGCCCAGUGUCUCCCCUACAUCUUCGUCGGUCUGGCCGAGAUCUUCACCAACGUCACCUCGUACGAGUACGCCUUCUCCAAGGCCCCCGAGAACAUGAAGUCCCUGGUCAUGUCCGUCAACCUCGCCAUGAGCGCCGUCUCCGCCGCCCUCGGCCAGGCCUUCACCCCUCUGUCCGACGAUCCCCUCCUGGUCUGGAACUACGCCUGCGUCGCCAUCAUCGCCUUCAUCGGUGGUGUCGCCUUCUGGUUCUGCUUCAAGCACCUCGACCACGAGGAGGACGAGCUCAACCAGCUCAAGAAGACAAAGUUCCUCGGCACCAACCAGCCCAACGCCGCAGCUCGCGACGACGCUGCCGCCCAGGCUCAGGUCUCCGAGAAGGUCUAAGCCUGUGUGUGUCGAUAACCAUUCCAAGCUUUGCCUCCAACCCCCCUUCUCAUGGGGCAGAUGCAUUCUCAAAUCUGGUUGUAAUGAUUUUCCGCGUCAAAUGAUUCCCCCGGCUUUCGAGUCUUGCAGACUAGUUGCCAACCUCUUAGCUAGAACAACAUGCAUAUACGAUGCAUAUAAUGAAGUAUUUAUUCCACACAUGGCUCGCUCACCUCCAGAUGGCAUGUUGAAACAUGAUCAAAGUCGUGACGCUUACAAGUUUGCC
This is a messenger RNA of Colletotrichum destructivum, 2399 nucleotides long. RefSeq names its product Putative proton-dependent oligopeptide transporter family, MFS transporter superfamily. Gene Ontology annotation, cellular component: membrane. The record is from RefSeq and is a predicted model, not a curated record. NCBI's taxonomy places the organism in Eukaryota, Fungi, Ascomycota, Sordariomycetes, Glomerellales, Glomerellaceae. The transcript has 2 exons. The coding region runs from base 287 to 2134 and encodes 615 amino acids. Gene Ontology annotation, molecular function: transmembrane transporter activity. Gene Ontology annotation, biological process: transmembrane transport.